Messenger RNA from Zygosaccharomyces rouxii, 1806 nucleotides. RefSeq names its product MFS transporter. Lineage: Eukaryota; Fungi; Ascomycota; Saccharomycetes; Saccharomycetales; Saccharomycetaceae. Bases 1 to 1806 code for a protein of 601 amino acids. The transcript has a single exon. The record is from RefSeq and is a predicted model, not a curated record. Gene Ontology annotation, molecular function: transmembrane transporter activity. Gene Ontology annotation, biological process: transmembrane transport.
AUGGCUAAGAUAGAUAGUGCAGCUGAUACAGACUGGAGUAAAGCUCCACCACAAAGGAGGUUAGGUAGAGUAUGUGGUGGUAAGUAUUUAGAAGACUACCAGAUGGAUGAAUCCUCACCGGAAGCACUCGAGCGUCCAUUAAUCAAAGUUGAAUGCGACGUGCCGCUAACGUACACGGAAUCUAUAGAAAAAGACGGUAAAGAAUGGGUUAUGUUGACGUAUGCGCCUGGUGAUAAGGAAAAUCCAUUUAAUUGGAGUUCUAAACGUAAGUGGUUCUACACUUGGGUUUUAAAUUUAAUGACAUUAAUGAUUGGUUUGGGUAAUACGGUUUACAACUCUACUAUCUCCGGUAUGUGUAAGGAUUUACACAGAUCUACAGAGAUUGGUCAAUUAGGCCUUUUCGUAUUUAACCAGACUUCGGGUGUUCUUCCACUUUUCUUGGCACCAUUCUGUGAAUUAGUCGGUAGAAAAGUGGUUUACACUGCUGGUUUUAUUGGAUUUUGUCUUACUUUCAUUGGAUUAGCACUAGGUAGAAACAUGGCGACCAUUUUAGUUCUACGUACCCUCCAGGGUGGUUGUGGUAGUAUUGGUACCAUUUUAGUUGGUGGUACCUUUGACGACAUGUUUAUCCCUGAGGAAAGAGCUAUUCCAAUGGCACUUUUCUCUCAUAUUGCUAUUUUUGGUACGAUGGCGGCACCAAUUUAUGCAGGUUUUGCUGAUCAAGCAAUUGGCUGGCGUUGGGUAGAAGGUAUUCAAGGUUUGGCAAAUAUUCCAUUGUUAAUUAUUGUGGUUCUUUUCUUUAAAGAAACUCGUGGUGGUGUUUUCUUACAACAGAGGGCUAAAAUAUUACGUAAAGAUACUGGCGAUGAAAGAUGGGUAGCUAAAGAAGAAUUAGAGGCACCAGAGUUGAAAGAUGCUCUUUACAAUUCAUCUGUUAAAGCUAUUGGCAUGUUAUUAUCCGAACCUGUUGUAUUUUUCUUUGGUAUGUGGAUUGCAUUUACUUGGUUCAUUACUUUCCUUUUCUUGUCCGUCAUUACUAUUACGUUCUCCGAACAGAAGCACUGGUCUGAAGGUAUUGCAGGUUUACCGUACAUUUCGUUGUGUAUUGGUGUUACUUUGGGAUUUUUCUUAAACUUCUUACAGAUUAGGAAGUAUGAUAAAAUCAGAUCUAAAGCAACAGGUGCAAUCGCUCCAGAACAUCGUCUUUAUGGUGCUAUGGCAGGUGGUAUCUUUUUGCCAAUUGGUCUAUUUAUCUAUUCGUUUACGCAAUACCAUUGGCUUCACUGGAUUGGUCCCAACAUUGGUUUAGUUUGCAUUGCAUUUGGUAUUUUCUUUAUCUUUGAAUCAUGCUACUCCUAUACAUCUGAUUGUUAUGGUCCAAGUGCGUCUUCAGCUAUUGCAGGCCAAAGUUAUUUGCGUAAUGAAUUAGGUGCAGUAGCCCCAUUGUUUGCAGCUCAAAUGUUUAGAGGUAUGCAUAGUGAAUGGGCUGGUUUGUUAUGUUCUUUGGUUGGUACAGGUUUGAGUUUAUUACCUUUCAUUUUAUUCAAAUUUGGUCCAAGUAUUCGUGGUAAAUCUAAACGUGCUAUUGUCUACGAAGAUCAUAUGGUUUCCAGUGAUGAAAGUGAUGAUUCCAACAGUAAUAUUGGUUUUGCUGAUAAAGAUUAUAAGGAUGAUGGCGGUCUAUUCGAUGAUGGUGAACCAUCGAAAUCUUCACAAUCUCGUCUAACUAAUGAUGAUGAUCAUGAUAAUGCACAUAUUGAAGAUGCCCACGCUGUGAACAGUAGGGCAAUGACAAAUGUUCAUUAA